CGAGUUGAGUUGCUUGCUGAAACAGGGGGUGCUUUUUCUUACAGUGUGCCGAUUGGUGAAGAGGAUUUCGGUCGGGGCCGUGGACAACAGGUGGGCCACCCACUCAGACACAUCCGCUCGCUGCACUUCGCACUCCGCCCGCCACUGCACUUGUUGCGCCCUUCAUCAUGCCUCGCUGUUACAUGGUCAAGAAGCCCAAAUACCAGGCGUCGGCCCGCGACUGUUGGACACCGCAAGAGCCCCAAGCGCCCGUCAGCCCCACCGAGGGCUGCAUCGCGCCCCCAAGUCCCUCGGGGGAGAGCAGCACGCACCACUUCUACCGACCGCUCACCUCGGUCACCCCCUCGCAACACAAUAACUACAACAUUCACGAGUUCAUCCCCAACAACAUUUCGCAGCAUGAUCGGCCCGCAAACUCGUCGAGCAACGAGGAGAUCCUCGGGCAUGACGGUGGCAUCCCUAUUUUCAGGAUGCGCAGCGCCGAGGAGACCGAGGUGGCGCACGACCUGCUCGAACUGUCCAGGUCGCUACCGCCGCUGCCACCUCCGGGACAAGUGUCCGCUGUGCCCCUUAGUUCCAUACACGAGCACCAAGUGGAGAGCAACGAUGAUUCGCAACAACAACAUUUAGACGGUCACCACGAGCCGAUGCUGCACGAGAACAUGGAAACGCCUUGUUACCGGGAACCGGCCGAGCCGAGCAGACACCACGGAGGACCACCAUUGACGCCGCCCACGUCCGAGUACUCGUCGGACGCCGAGAACAACAGCCCGAACCUGCAGAUGGAGCACAAGUCAACGUCGACGUACCCGUACGAGGGCGUCAUCAUGUCAGACGGCCGCUCGAAACGCAAAAGCAUCGCCAGCGUGUCCACCAUGACGAGCACCGAGGCUUCCGAGGAGGUUGAGGACGAGGACGGCGAACUGCCGCCCAGCUCGCCGGGAAACUCGUCAGGUAAGACGCGGUACACGUGUCCGGAGUGCGGCAAGCAGUACGCAACGUCGUCCAACCUGUCCAGACACAAACAGACGCACCGGAGUCUGGACUCGCAGUCGGCCAAAAAGUGCCCGACCUGCGGCAAGGCGUACGUCAGCAUGCCCGCCCUGGCCAUGCACAUCCUCACCCACAACCUCAGCCACAAGUGCAACGUGUGCGGCAAGGCCUUCUCGCGACCCUGGCUGCUCCAAGGUCACCUCAGGUCGCACACCGGCGAGAAGCCGUACGUGUGCGUGCAGUGCGGCAAGGCCUUCGCAGACCGGUCCAACCUCAGGGCCCACAUGCAGACGCACUCGGCGGCCAAGAACUUCCGCUGCAAGCGAUGUGAUAAGUCGUUCGCCCUCAAGUCCUACCUGAACAAGCACUACGAGUCGGCCUGCUUCAAGGAAGGCGAGAGUCCCUGCGGUUCGGACGCCAACUCCAUGGACGGCAGUGACGACGUCAUGGACUAAUCACCGGCCACGUGUGUAGUAGUAACAAAAGCGACUCUCUAUCUUACACUAUGAACGUCUCUUGAAGAAAGAAAGGUUAUAAAUAUAAUGCUCAAAAAGUAAUUAGCCACUGUAAUAACAGCAGAUGAACAACUAAUUUUGUAUUUAUCUAGUCGGUAGAGAUUAGGGGGCAGGUGUGUAUUUUAGGAAACACGAGAUAUAGCGAAGCGUGCAAGUUUCUGCCGUUCUUUCGUCUUUUCGACUACUCUUUCUAAAAAAAAAUCGUACUUAUAAAUAUAUAUAUUUAACUACGUCAAGUAUAAUUCGUCGCGCUGGGGUGCUGACUAUGGACUGCCAAUCUGUGAGGAGACUUUAGAAAGCGUGAAAGCCAAAGGAUAAAAAUAUUAGAGAAAAUACUAACUGCGAACAUGCCUCUAUUUCAUAACUUCUUCUUCCUCUCUCACACACUUUAAUUCUUUAUGUAAAUUAGAUUUUCUCCUGGCGCGACACUCAUCCAUUCUCUCUCUAACUGUCUCUCCCUUCUAUAUCACUCAGGUCCCUUUCAAUUUCUUCAAUAAUUGCUUCACUAAUGGACGGGAAAAUUAUCUUCCUUUAAAGAGCUUCUGCAGUAAUUAUUUCUAUUCUUGAAUUUAAUUGUAGAGAAAAAUUUGCAAUGAAUAUCAAAUAAUUAUUAAUUUAUUGAUCGCUAUUGCAAUUUAAUCUUUCCUACAUUCAAACUCAAGAAUUCAAAAAAUUUAUUGUGGAGGGUCUUUAAAUCGAAUUAAUGCCGGUUUUUGUGACACUUACUUAAUAGCAACACUGCCGCGAAUUGAGAAUAUAAAUAUCGCAAGGGGUAAAUCAGGUGUGGGUGCGACUACUAUUUUCUCUCUCAUAAACUCUUCACGUACGGAUAAAAACAGCAUCCUUCUGCAUGCUUGCGACUUUAUGAGCGGAAUAAUAUUAAACUCACAGAAAUCGGUUUGGUCUACAUUUAGUAUUCAGUUGCGAUACUUCUAGUAUUCACUUGCUCUUCAUCACGUCUUGCGCUUAAAAACACCUUUUUUUCGGUCACCCACGCAUACAUCUGUGCUUCACUAGGUAUUCUUUUGACAGCUCGCCUGCUGCGCGACCCUUGCCGGCCGCGCUCUAAAAUACAUGCGUCCGCAUCCCUCCCCCUCCUUUCUUUACAAAACACAAUAGUUUGACGAGCAGGUAUAAAAACCCUCCCUCAUAAGGCCUGUGUUAAACAGGUAUACAGUUUUUAAAAAGUAAAGCAAGUGAAUAGCAAAAGUAUAGCUGAAGUAUCGCAAAAGUAAACACGAUGCGUAUCUAAAUUUUUUCUGUGAGAAGCGAAGAAUUCCUCCCUGCAUUGCUUGCAUUAUACAGUCAGGUGCGACUAACUUGUUCUUCUUCUCCACUUCCACUAUUAAACUUCGUGAAGGAGGAAAUAAUAAUAAAUUUCAGUACCCGCCGGCUUGAAGUGGGUGGCUGAUGUUGCACGUGUAGUGUAUAAUUGCAGUCGAACAAAUUGAUGCAAUUCGAAGCAAUUAUCCGUGCAUUAGUGCCAACAUCAUGCUGAGCACUUAGCACACGCGUCGAUUUGCAAACUGGAGGGUGAGACAUGCAAUCAGCCGCCCAUUUCAAGCUACCCGUCGGGCUCCCGCAGAGCGAACUCGCACUAAAAAUUUCGAUAAAUGAGAAUUAUUCUAUUAGUUUUUCAACCCCUAUCAACAAAAUUUGACGAAUUCAAUACAACGAACACGGUGGUACCAAAACAAAAAUUUAAAACUCUCAUUGAAUUUAACGACCCUAGCAUAUAUAACCAUAUCCACGAAACCAGAAUCGAGCUCAUGAAAUACAAAAUAAUUACACACCCUGAAGCAAUACUGCAGACAAAAAUUUGAGAUUCGUAUUUAUAUCGAAACGCAACAAUACGGUUAAUACAUAAAUUAUCCCCUUAUCAAUUUAAAAAUUAGAAAGCAUACGGAACAAAAAAUCGAAAAAGCAAUCGAUCGAGAUAUUUCAACACUUACACACAGCUGAUACGCUAAUGAAUUCCCCCUUGAUUGACUGAAGGAAUUUUUUAACUUCACACCAUAUUUAUUAUAUAGAAAUAUAUAGAAUAAAAAUAAAUAUAGGAAUUUCACAAAAACCCGGGUAUGAAAACGAAAAACCAAAACUUCAGCAAUACACAUCACUACACAAAAUUCCCUUCAUUUCGAUCGUAAACGAGUUAUAGUAAGGAGAAAAAUGUUGAAGCAACGAAGCAUGUUUUACUCUAAUUGUCACGCUCGCUGGACUCGCGAGCACUCAGACAAUUCGAUUAGAACACAGUGAUACGGGAUAAUGGAGCCGUGCACGUAUUAUCGCACAGCCUCCACCGUCCUAGCCUAAGUGCUGAAACCCUAGUCACAUAUUUAUGAUUAAAUUAUACUUUUUGCGAGAUCAUUGACGCCAUCCGGGGCUAAACACUUCGCGACUCGAGAACCAAACGAACAAAACGCAUCUAGGGAAUAUAACCAAAAGUUUAAGAAGAAGUGUUGUAAUCUAAUUUUGUACACAACUUGCAAAAUAAUAACCAACACAAAACAAUACCUUUGGCUGAUACAAACAAACAGUUUUAUAGCGUAAAAAACAGACACCAAUGUACUUCUUGAAAACAGCAUAGUUCUCAAAAUUGUAAAAAGAAAAAAAACUCAUCAAAACAAAAAUUGUGUAAAUUUAAUUGAACAAAAAGCAUGUGAACGAAUUUUCUGAUCUCUAGUCGAAUGUGAUUUAUUUAUGAAUUAUUUAAUUUAUUAUAUAAUUUACUAGCUUGUCAAAAUUUUCAUGUAUGAGUUAAAGGACGACUGACGUCAUUAAUUGACCAGCAACAGGUGCAAUUAAAAAAUUUCACAUUCUCAACGCGGCUGGAAAGGCGGCGGCUGCGGGAUUAAUCCCCGCUGAACAGUUCGAUUAUGACACAUCGCUCACUUUCUCCCCCAUUAUUAUUCCAGGCGAAAAUUAUCUCUGGAAGGAAGGUGGGUCUUCGUAUCUGCCACCGUCCCACGGGCCUCAUCUUAUGACGCCGAUGGGGGCCAUCCAUAAAUUAGUUUUCUCGGAAUGCGGGAUGAAUAUUUCCAGCGGUCCCAGAAGAUUUCUCCUCGCUCGGAUUUGGUAUUCAUCCCGGAUUUCGUUUGUCGUCAAUUUCCUCCUCUCUCUAUCUCGACCGCGAGAGACGUGAAUUAUAAAUCGGGUCACCGAAAAAGGGAAGAGGAGGCUCACACUUAUGAACUUUGUGCCCGAGAUAUUCCGGUUUAAUACUCCCCGGGGAAACCCUCGCAGCCUUAGUUGUUGUUUUUAGUUGUUUUUUCCACGCCCUGCCAUUCCGGCUCUCUCUGAUUUGGGCCUGUCGUUUUAAAGGCCUGUAAAUUUUUCAACGCCGACCUCCUCUCUUCUUUUCCUUUUAAUUAUUCCACGCCUCCGGAUCGAUAUGAACCGGUUUUUCCUCCAACGUUUGCCUUCUGAUUGAUUUGGCGGGCCAGUCAAUUAAAUGGGCUAUUCGGGCGUCAAUCAGUCAGACGAACGAACGAACGCACGCGUGUCACACGCACUCCCUUACUUUAUUUCUUUCCUGGCUGCUUUUUUAUUCCAGUGCGUGCUUCUCUCGAGCCUGCUUCUUUUCUCUCGGCUAAAAAUGAAACACUCGAGUUCCCUCCCUUUGUGAAAUGUGUCACGUCACCUGACUGAUAAGCGCCUCAUGCAUGAGCCGCCGCCUGUAUAUAUGCAUAUAAAUUCCAGCCAGCGUUUAUGCAGAAGAAAAUUCUAGUCAGGUGCCAGAGGUCAAAUAACGACAGCAGUCCUCCAUUUUCGUCACAUCUUAUGUACGCAAAAGGCUAUAAAAAAAGUAUAUAUAAAAUCAGAGCGACUUAAAGACGCGGACAGUUUCAAGAGUUUCCGAAUUGCAGAGUCAAUAAAAAACUGAACAUACAAACAAACAAACAAACUUCCUCCAGAGAAGAACAAUGAAGAAAUUGAAGUGUAUUAUAAAAAGAAAGCAAUAAUUAAAAUUGAAUUUUUGAUGUUUCAGAGGCUAGAAGUAUACAAGCAAUGUUUGUUACGUAAUUAUUUAUCGCGAAAACUGAUGUGCUGUAUAAAAAUUGCAACGAGAUUACUGUGUAUCGUACUUUAAAGGGUGAAGAAGAAAAGAAACCGACGGGCAAAAUAAAAAUUGCAUUACACUCUGUAGAUAUGUCAAUCGAUCCGUAUAUAUCCAGGUUGGGAAAAGCGUGCAAUAAACAAGCGAGACAUUUUUGAAGAAACCAAAAUGCGAGAGAUUAAGAAACACGUGUCUAUAUUUUGUGACUUUUAUGUCGUGUACGAUGUGUAACGAAUACAUAAAAUUCAAUUUUCGCUGUACGUGGAUUAAGUGGUUUACGAAAGAAAGAGAUCGCGUCAUUAUAUUGCGAGAAAAUGUAUUCAAAGUUUAAAAUUAAAAAACUGACUCGGGCACCAAAUUAAAAUCGGCUUCUAUAUUGUAAAACCUGUAGGACGAAUUAAUUAAGUAACUUAAGCGAGAAUUAGGGAGUGCAUACUUGACAAGCUGAUGAGAGACGGAUAAUUAUGCUGUACUUAUAAACAUUACAAUGUAAAACAUGAUGUAUAGACUUAUUACGAUGGAUUAUGUACUAUUUGCAAUACUCAUUCAUGAAUUACUAAUAUGGAGAUUCUAUGUAGUCACGAGUAAUAGCGUUCGUCAUUAACAACUAUUAUUAUGAUUAUUCAAAAAUUUGAAAAAGAAGAAAAUUAAAACACAUACACACACAUUAAAAUACAUUACACUUAUUCCACGGAAGAACAUAAAAUACACAAACACAUUCUCACACUUAUAUACAACCACCGCAGACAUGUAUAGUGGAAAAUAAAUUUUACCUUUUGACAUGAAAAUGAACAUGACGAAAUAUUUUGUAUCGCUACUUGUAGAUUGCAUAGCAUUAUUUACCGCUGCAUCAUGGCGAGAGCGCGUUUUUCCGCGAGAUUCAUUCACUCAUUUGUUGUAAAAUGUAAAAAAAAUUAUUUGGCAGAUGCUUGGUCGUUAGUUGCAAAACUGCGAAAGACUUCUUGUUUCUUUCUGUGGAAAAUUAUUGCAUGUUUUUGUGUGGAGCGCGAUUCGCGCUCCAUUUUGCGAUCAUUGUAUUUGAUAAUGUGUCGCCGCUGAAAUCGUGCUGUUUUGAUUUGCGGGCGCCGACUGAGCGCUGAUAAGCUGACUUGGAUAAUUAUAUUGCUGCAUGACACUGUGUUUAGACACAUAAUGUGACAUAUAUUCUCACAACACGUUGAUUUACUCCUGCUACGCCAGCAAAUUGCUAGUCUCGUUUGAUUACGCUGUUUAUCCAGAGCAUUCCGAUUACCAUGAUUGUGUUUGGAUUUAUUAUUAUACUCACAUUAGCUCAUGACAAGCAAUAAAAACUUAAU
Molecule: messenger RNA, 6881 nt
Organism: Neocloeon triangulifer
Lineage: Eukaryota; Metazoa; Arthropoda; Insecta; Ephemeroptera; Baetidae
Product: transcriptional repressor scratch 2-like
Exons: 4
Coding region: 168-1448 (426 amino acids)
Biological process (GO): regulation of DNA-templated transcription
Molecular function (GO): DNA-binding transcription factor activity, RNA polymerase II-specific; RNA polymerase II cis-regulatory region sequence-specific DNA binding
Source: RefSeq, a predicted model, not a curated record